CGAAGACGGAGCGGCCACGUGCAAUCCUUUGCCUGGUUUCCACAUAUCGCCAUCUCCAUCUGCCUCACCGUUUGCAUGCCACCUACCGGUCCUGGAGCCAACUUGGAAAGAUUCAUCGCCAUCGACAGCCCUACCAGCUAUAAAGCAACAACCACCGUCGACGCAGCUCUGUGGGCCCGGUGACUGUACCUUGGUGCAGUUCGCUAACCGCUUUGCUUUUGCCAUGCAGGUUAGUCAAACAUAUGCACUUUUUGCUAAAAAAUCAGGCAAUUAUCUUCUGGUACAGCUCCCGAGCCCACGGUGCUGCGUCGCGAUUGCCACUGAGUGCAUUUCUGUCAUCCGUCUGCUAUUAAUCAUAUCUGGUGACGUCGAGACUAACCCUGGUCCUGCCAGCCUUGACAUUGUACUGGCCGAAUUGCAGAAACUAACCGCCGGCCAAACAACACUUGUGCAGGAGCUAAAGGGCCUGAAACUGCAGCUGACCACCACAGACAAAACAAUCAGUGACCUGAAUAAGCGCAUGACCGACUUAGAGGCCCAUUAUCAGGCUCUCAUGCCUCUACGCCAAGACAUAGAAAUACUGCAGACAACAUCAACUGAAACAACUCGCCUAGUCACAGCAUUAGAGGCCCGUUUCGACGACGCCGAAAACCGAUCUCGCCGCAAUAACCUGAUCUUCCACGGAAUUACUGACCCCACUACAAAUGGAACAUUUACUAAGUCUGAAGAAUUAAUAAUCCAGAUCUGCCGUAAUCAUUUACAAACCGACAUCAACCCCACAGAUAUAGAACGGGCACAUCGCUUAGGAAAACACACCAAAGAUCGAAAUCGUCCAAUAAUAGUAAAAUUCGCACAUUGGAAAACGAAAGACGCCCUUCUGUCAAAAGGCCGAAUGCUGAAAGGAACUAAUUAUAGUGUAGGUGAAGAUUUCUCUCGCCUGACUCAGAAAGCACGGAAGGCCCUUUUGCAUUUCGCCAAAUCUAAAUCACUUGCAUAUUCUCUACGCUAUAAAACUUUGUACAUUGGUCCUAAACGAUAUGUUUUUGGUGAAUCAUCUAACUCUGUAAAAGAAAUUGUGUAG
Molecule: messenger RNA, 1081 nt
Organism: Dermacentor andersoni
Lineage: Eukaryota; Metazoa; Arthropoda; Arachnida; Ixodida; Ixodidae
Source: RefSeq, a predicted model, not a curated record